Messenger RNA from Acanthoscelides obtectus, 294 nucleotides. NCBI's taxonomy places the organism in Eukaryota, Metazoa, Arthropoda, Insecta, Coleoptera, Chrysomelidae. The record is from the annotation of a GenBank genome assembly.
AUGAAGUCGAAAAAGCUCAGCGGUCCUUUGUCCGUUAGUGAGUCAGGCGUCGUUGGAGGCUACAGGGACGGACUCGGAUUCAGAUGCGCCCUUAUCAAAUCAUCCAACGCAAGUCCCGGCGCCUGGAUCAUCGCAGGAUCAGGGUGUAUAAAAGGUCCAGAGGUCAGUACAGACUUAGCAGCCCUGAUAUCUGAGUUUGUACUUAAGGGAAUUGAUAAAGAAUCUCGCAAAGCUACUCUGUAAUAUUAUCCCUGUUUGGUAAACUGUCCAGCCCUUCAGCCUCCAGUGAUUAAC